AAUAACGAGCCACUUGAGCCUCUGAUGUUGCUUUCCGAGAGAAUAAACCUCUGAUUGAAACCGAGGCUUCAAAAUGAGCCAACCAAAAAAUAAGUUCGUUUCCGAGGUCACAGCCGUCAAGAAAAAGGGUCUCUUCGGACGAACAACACGCCGCGUAGGAGGAGGAGAACCUGUUCUCUCUGUGUCUCUCGAGAUGGCGAUGAAGGCCUCUUUCAAAGGAAGGUACGACAGCGACAAGACCAACGGCAUCGUAUCCGUCGCCUUCAACGCCGGAGAUGUCAAGCUACGCGCUACCAUGACCGACGCCACCGUCGUCGCUGGUCCCAGCUUGAACGGCCUCUCUCUCGCCGUCGAGAAGCCCGGAUUCUUCAUCGUCGAUUAUAAUGUCCCCAAGAAGGAUGUUAGGUUUCAGUUCAUGAACACGGUUAGAAUCGCAGAGAAGCCUUUGAAUUUGGUUUAUAUUCAUAACAGAGGAGACAACCGAACAAUUCUUGAGGGGAGCCUUGCAAUUGAUCCGGCGAAUAAGUUUUCGGCUAACUAUAUGGUCGGUACAAACAACUGUAAGCUGAAGUAUACUUAUGCUCAUGGAGGGAUAGCUACAUUCGAGCCAUCCUAUGACAUGGCGAAAAACACAUGGGAUUUUGCUGUUUCCCGGAAAAUUUACGAUGAUGAUGUUGUUAAGGCAACUUAUCAGACAUCUAGUAAAGUGUUGGGUUUGGAAUGGACGAGGAGCUCCAAGAUGAACGGAUCUUUCAAGGUUUGCGCCUCGAUGAAUCUAGCAGAGGAGGUGAAAACGCCGAAACUGAGCGCUGAAACGACAUGGAACCUCGAGAUUUGAUUUUCCGAUGCCCCCUUUUUCGCGACGGUAACUGUUGGUUUUUCCGACCAUAAGAAGGGUAAAAAUGAUAAACAAAACUCUCAUUUAAAGACUGCGGUCUUUCCCUCCAGGAAGUUGUUGAAACCCUCUUGUGUUUCUUCUUGAUACAUGCGUUUUCUUCCUCUAAGUUGUUCCUUUGGAUGAAAAAGUGAUCAUUUAUUUGUGUUAUACUGUUACCUUUCAAAUAUAUGGUUUCUAUGUUCAUUUA
Messenger RNA from Tarenaya hassleriana, 1085 nucleotides. RefSeq names its product outer envelope pore protein 24B, chloroplastic-like. Gene Ontology annotation, biological process: regulation of monoatomic ion transmembrane transport. Gene Ontology annotation, molecular function: voltage-gated monoatomic cation channel activity. Lineage: Eukaryota; Viridiplantae; Streptophyta; Magnoliopsida; Brassicales; Cleomaceae. Bases 74 to 838 code for a protein of 254 amino acids. The record is from RefSeq and is a predicted model, not a curated record. The transcript has 3 exons.